GCAGUAUCUCAAUUUUGAACUUACUACUGCAAAAAAAAAAAAAAAAAAAAAUCAAAAAAAAAUCAAAAAAAAAAAAAAUAAAAAAAAAAAAGAAUGUUUUGUACCACUCAGUUUGGCAGAGAAAUAAGAUGCAAUUACUGCAAGAAGCCUGGACACUUGCUCAAAGAAUGUAGAAAGUUGCUGUUCAAAAAUCAAGGAAAUCAGCUUGCUCAUGUUGCUUCCGCUACGAGUUCAUUUGAUGGAUCAAUUGCUAUUUCUUCAGACGAGUAUGCUAAAUUUAUUUGCUACCAAGAAUCUCUAAAGCAUUCAUCUACCCCUAUCUCGGUAGUCGCAAAUUCAGGUAUUUCAAACACAUGUCUUGUUUCAUCAUCCUCAAAAUGGGUCAUUGACUCAGGUGCCACAGAUCAUAUGACUGGUAAUCCUAGUCUAUUCUCAUCAUUUCACUCACAUUUACCUGCUUCCAGUGUCACUUUAGCAGACGGGUCUACCUCACCCGUUCUUGGAUCUGGUACUGUUGUACCAACUUCUACAUUACCAUUAUCGUCUGUUUUGAGUCUUCCUAAUUUUGCAUUUAAUCUGCUUUCCAUCAGUAAAAUCACACGUACUCUUAAUUGUUCUGUAACAUUUUUUCCGGGAUAUUGUGUGUUUCAGGAUCUGUUAACGAAGCAUACUAUUGGUCAAGGACAUGAGUCGGGUGGUCUUUAUAUUUUGGAUACAUCAAUUACAAAAGGUAUCUCUUGCCUUGGGGUUGGAAAUCUAUUAGAAGCUCAUUACCGAUUAGGACAUCCAUCUCUCUCACUAAUGAAGCAAUUAUAUCCUCAGUUUAAUAAAGUGUCUUCUAUACAAUGUGAGUCGUGUGAGUUUGCUAAACAUCAUCGCACUAGUUUAAGUCCCCGACUUAAUAAACGAGCAAAUGCUCCGUUUGAUCUUGUCCAUACUGAUGUUUGGGGGGCAUGUCCAGUUGUGUCCAAACCUGGUUUCAAAUAUUUUGUCACUUUUGUUGACGAUUAUUCUCGUAUGACAUGGGUGUAUUUUAUGAAGCGCCGAUCCGAGUUAUUUACUCAUUUCUCUGCAUUUUGUGCUGAAAUUAAAACUCAAUUUAAUGUUCCUGUUCGUGUGUUAAGGGGAGACAAUGCUCAAGAAUAUUUAUCUGCUCCAUUUAAAUCUUUUAUGCUUCAACAUGGCAUUAUUCAUCAAACUUCAUGCGUAGACACACCUCCUCAAAAUGGAGUUGCUGAAAGAAAGAAUCGACAUCUGUUAGAAACUGCAAGGGCUCUUCUAUUCCAAAUGAAUGUGCCUAAACAGUUUUGGGCUGACGCUGUGUCUACUUCAUGUUUUUUUGAUCAAUCGUAUGCCAUCUUCUGUUUUGGAUGGUAAAACUCCUUAUCAAUGUCUUUUUCCAAAUAAAGAACUUUUUCCUAUUCCACCUAAAAUAUUUGGUUGCACUUGUUUUGUUAGAGAUGUUAACCCUCAUCGGACGAAAUUGGACCCCAAGUCAUUGAAAUGUAUUUUCUUGGGUUAUUCUCGAGUUCAAAAGGGGUAUAGAUGUUUUUGUCCAAGUACAGGUCGAUAUCUUAUUUCUAUUGAUGUCUCAUUUCAUGAAAAUACACCAUUUUCAUCAUCCAAGACAGAUAUUCAUGAGGACAACGAUGAAAUACUCAUUUACACAGUUACUAUACCUGAGACCACACCUUCAGUAACUAUGUCGAAUGUCACUGUUCCUGACCCUAGACCUCCUGUACACUUGGUUUACACCCGUCGACACAAAGCACAAGAUCACUCCCCACCUGUGACACCUGUGAUUACAUAUCCUGAUACUGGUCCGACUUCGAUCUCAUGUCCUGAACCAGUACCUGCAUCUUCAGAUCUUGUCUCUACAUCUGAUCUUGACCUCCCGAUAGCACUACGUAAAGGUACACGGUCUUGUACUCAUCCUAUUUCCUCAUUUGUGUCAUACAGUCAGUUAUCUCCUGCCUCAUGUUCUUUUGUUGCUUCCAUUGAUUCUAUUUCUGUUCCCAAAUCUGUUAAAGAAGCUUUGUCUCAUCCUGAAUGGCGUCAUGCCAUGGUAGAGGAAAUGAAUGCUUUGGAUCUUAAUGGUACAUGGGAUUUGGUAUACUUGCCUUCAGGGAAGAAGUCUAUUGGAUGUAAGUGGGUCUUUGCUGUUAAGGUUAAUCCAGAUGGAUCUGUUGCUCGAUUGAAAGCUCGAUUGGUUGCAAAGGGUUAUGCUCAAACCUAUGGUGUUGAUUAUUCUGACACUUUUUCUCCUGUUGCUAAAUUAACAUCUGUCAGGUUACUUAUCUCACUCGCUGCAACUCAUGAUUGGCACUUACACCAGUUGGACAUUAAAAAUGC
Cuscuta epithymum is the source of this 2352-nucleotide messenger RNA. The record is from the annotation of a GenBank genome assembly. Lineage: Eukaryota; Viridiplantae; Streptophyta; Magnoliopsida; Solanales; Convolvulaceae.